Lymnaea stagnalis (great pond snail) is the source of this 1561-nucleotide messenger RNA. The record is from the annotation of a GenBank genome assembly. Lineage: Eukaryota; Metazoa; Mollusca; Gastropoda; Lymnaeidae.
GCCCGGCGUUGACCAUUGAGCCCUACAACCAAUCCAAAUCUCUCACCACUUGCCGGGUCGGCCUGAUGGAAGGGAAAGACUCGUUUGAAGUGUACGGAACAUUGACCAUCAACAGCUCGGACCUUCAGACCAGGUCAAAGGUCAAUUUUCAGAUUAGAAGGAAGGGCGAUUUCCAUUACACAAAUGUAAGCCAAAAACAUCGACAGACACGAUUAGGUCUCGUGUUAUUACAUACAAAAGGACACACGCAAAGUUUAUUUCGUUUUUUUUUUCUGAAAAGGGGGGAGGGGCAUUAUCAGCAGCCAUCGUCAAUAUGAAGUCCCCUGACCAGGUAAGGGGGGGGGGGCAUUAUCAGCAGCCAUCGUCAAUAUGAAGUCCCCUGACCAGGUAAGGGGGGGAGGGGCAUUAUCAGCAGCCAUCGUCAAUAUGAAGUCCCCUGACCAGGUAAGGGGGGGAGGGGCAUUAUCAGCAGCCAUCGUCAAUAUGAAGUCCCCUGACCAGGUAAGGGGGGGAGGGGCAUUAUCAGCAGCCAUCGUCAAUAUGAAGUCCCCUGACCAGGUAAGGGGGGAGGGGCAUUAUCAGCAGCCAUCGUCAAUAUGUAGUCCCCUGACCAGGUAAAUGAUAUCACAAAAAUGUAUUUUGUCACCGCACACCAAGUUAAUUCCUUUCAACUAAAUAUCUCUAAUUACUUUCCUUAUUUUUUCGCCCACCACUCUGUUUCUCUUGUGUUGUAAAUUUCAAGGCUACCGGAAAUUUAAACUUAAGAAAUUUCGUCUAUGGUAAAUUGAUCGACGGUAAUUUGAUCGAACGGAAAUUUUGUCGAAUCUUUUUUGCAGUUCACACGUUAAAAUUUUCGUCAAAAUUUCUUUUUGAACGCGCUAUACUCUAUAAUAAAACAAAAUAAUGUGCUGAAAAAGAAAUGUAAAGGAAAAAUUUAAAAAAAAAAAACCUGGAAAAAAAGAUUCGUCCAAAUCUCCGUUCGAUCAAAUUACCGUCAAUCAAUUUACCGUCAACGAAAUUUCUUUCGAUCAAAUUUCCGGAUACGUUAUUUCAUGGCAUGACAUAAGCGGGCGUCAAUGUCUUUCCUCUUCCUUUUGUUGGUAAAAUCGUAAUCUACUGGUAGAGUCAUGGUCUAUUGUUAGAGUCAUGGUCUAUCGUUAGAGCCAUGGUCUACUGGUAGAGUCAUGGUCUAUUGUUAGAGUCAUGGUCUAUCGUUAGAGCCAUGGUCUACUGGUAGAGUCGUGGUCUAUUGUUAGAGUCAUGGUCUAUCGUUAGAGUCAUGGUCUACUGGUAGAGUCGUGGUCUAUUGUUAGAGUAAUCGUCUACUGGUAGAGUCGUGGUCCACAACAUCAUUCAUGUUCAAGUUUUAGAAAUGAUCUCAUUCUCAUUUACGGUUGUUGUCUUCUCGUACCAGUUGUGCAUCCUCACCCUGGAACUGCGGUCCUGCUCGGGCGGCACCAUGAAGUACGGCCGGUGCUUCUGUAUCUCGGAGAUGCUGAACUCGUACAAGGUGACACUGACCGCCAAGGCGGUCCUGGGCUUUUCCCUGAGUCAAAUCCGG